AUGAUCGCGUCGACCCUCGGCGUCGUCGCCACGCUGGCUCAGACGUACAACGCCUCCGAAGCCGGCUCGUGCUGUCCAGUAUUCCUUGCUAGACGCGGCAUGUUCGAUGCCGCUGACCGUAUGGUUCAAGGGGCCGGCACAGGAGCUAACCUGGCCCUGGGACCGAAUGACAGCCUUACGCUCGAGGCUGGUCUGGGCCGAUGCCAGCCUGUUGCCGCUCGUGAUGAGCCCGAGAAGGCCAUUGGCAUGGUCCUCGACGUCCUCCGCUAUUCCUGCACCGAUCGUGGCCGGAUACUGGCUACCUUGGCCACCCUGGUGCUCUCUAUCGACGCGCCGGUGCGGUACCAGUUGAUGGCAGUUGUUAUUCUGAGCGUGAGCGUGAUGACAGCAUUGUGGUCAUCGUGA
Messenger RNA from Geosmithia morbida, 405 nucleotides. RefSeq lists its product as uncharacterized. NCBI's taxonomy places the organism in Eukaryota, Fungi, Ascomycota, Sordariomycetes, Hypocreales, Bionectriaceae. The record is from RefSeq and is a predicted model, not a curated record. The transcript has 2 exons. The coding region runs from base 1 to 405 and encodes 134 amino acids.